Messenger RNA from Prunus armeniaca (apricot), 3738 nucleotides. Lineage: Eukaryota; Viridiplantae; Streptophyta; Magnoliopsida; Rosales; Rosaceae. The record is from the annotation of a GenBank genome assembly.
AUGGUGGUGGAAACGCAGGACGAGUUCAUGGCAGACGGCUCUGACUCGGGUCGUGGAGCAUCCAAGGCCCCGAGGCUGUUCAUCAGGGAAAUGGUUAUGAGGAACUUCAAGUCUUACGCCGGUGAACAACGUGUUGGUCCUUUCCAUAAGAGCUUUUCUGCAGUUGUUGGACCCAAUGGGAGUGGGAAAAGCAAUGUGAUAGAUGCAAUGCUCUUUGUAUUUGGAAAGCGUGCUAAGCAGAUGCGACUUAACAAAGUUUCAGAGCUUAUUCAUAACUCCACAAAUCACCAGAAUCUGGAUAGUGCUGGAGUUUCUGUUCAUUUCCAGGAGAUCUUUGAUUUGGAUGAUGGCACAUUUGAAGCUGUUCCGGGAAGUGAUUUUGUAAUCACUAGGGUAGCGUUUCGCGAUAACUCCUCCAAAUAUUUCAUUAAUGACCGUGCAAGCAACUUCACUGAAGUUACCAAGAAACUGAAAGGGAAAGGAGUUGACCUGGACAACAAUCGUUUUUUGAUCCUUCAGGGUGAAGUUGAGCAGAUUUCGCUGAUGAAGCCAAAAGGUCAAGGAUCUCAUGAUGAAGGUUUUCUUGAAUACCUAGAGGACAUUAUCGGAACUGACAAAUACGUUGAAAAGAUUGAUGAAUCAAAUAAGGAGUUAGAAUCCCUCAAUGAGAAAAGAUCUGGUGUGGUGCAAAUGGUCAAGUUGGCAGAGAAAGAAAGAGAUGGCUUGGAGGAUGUGAAAAACGAAGCCGAAGCCUACAUGCUGAAGGAGUUGUCACUUCUGAAAUGGCAAGAGAAAGCCACAAAAUUGGCUCAUGAGGAUACCACGGAAAAAUUGGUUCAUCUACGAGAAAAUAUGUCCAGCUUAGAAGGAAAUCUAAAGACCGAAAGGGAGAAGAUUCAGGAGAGUAAUGAUGCAUUGAAGGAGCUUGAAUCUGAGCACAAUAAACAUACAAAACAACAGGAGGAACUUGAAACUGACCUCAGAAGAUGUAAGGACGAAUUUAAGCAGUUUGAAAGGGAGGAUGUUAAACAUCGGGAGGAUAUGAAGCAUGUGAAACAGAAGAUCAGGAAACUCAAUGAUAAAGUCGAAAAGGACUCGUUAAAGAUUAAUGACAUAGAGAAGGAGUGUGAGGACUCCACAAAUAUCAUCCCAAUACUUGAGCAAAGUAUUCCACAACUGCAAAAAUCCUUGCUGGAUGAAGAAAAAAUCCUAGAGGAAAUUAUAGAGAACUCAAAAGCGGAAACUGAAAGUUAUCGCUCUGAGCUUACAAAAGUUCGUGCUGAAUUAGAACCUUGGGAAAAGCAACUGAUUGAGCACAAGGGGAAACUUGAAGUUGCAUGUACUGAGGAGAAGCUUUUGAAUGAAAAGCAUCAAGCUGGUCAUACAGCUUUUGAAGAUGCUCAAAAGCAAAUGGAUGAUAUAUUGGGAAGGAUAGAAACAAAAACUGCUGGCAUUUCAAAAAUUCAAAGUGAAUUAGAAAAGAGCAAGCUUGAAGGAAUGGAAGCUCGUAGAGAGGAAAAGGAUUACAUCAAAGAACAAGAAGCUCUGAUUCCUUGUGAACAAGCUGCAAGACAGAAGGUUGCAGAACUUAAGUCCAUUUUGGAUUCUGAAAGGAGUCAAGGAACAGUUUUAAAAGCAAUUUUACAUGCUAAGGAGUCCAACCGAAUACAAGGAAUACAUGGCCGAAUGGGUGAUUUAGGUGCUAUUGACGCAAAAUAUGACAUUGCCAUAUCAACAGCUUGCUCUGGACUUGACUACAUUGUGGUGGAAACAACUAGUGCAGCACAAGCAUGUGUUGAGCUACUCCGAAGAGAGAAUCUUGGGAUUGCAACUUUUAUGAUAUUGGAAAAGCAAGUUGAUCUUUUACCAAAGUUGAAGGAGAAUGUCAGCACUCCAGAAGGUGUUCCACGCCUUUUUGAUUUAGUUAAAGUUAAGGAUGAGAGAAUGAAACUUGCAUUCUUUUCAGCAUUGGGAAAUACCAUUGUAGCUAAAGAUCUUGACCAGGCGACACGCAUUGCAUAUGGUGGUAACAGAGAAUUUCGACGAGUGGUAACACUUGAUGGUGCACUAUUUGAAAAAUCUGGUACUAUGAGCGGUGGGGGUAGUAAGCCGCGUGGUGGUAAGAUGGGCACUUCUAUUCGUGCCGCCAGUGUUUCUGGGGAAGCUGUUGCAAAUGCUGAGAAGGAGCUCGCAGCCAUGGUUGAUUCACUAAAUAACAUCCGCCAACAAAUUGCUGAUGCAGUGCGGAGAUAUCAAGGCUCAGAAAAAGCAGUUGCACGCUUGGAGAUGGAAUUAGCUAAAUGCCAGAAAGAGAUCGACAGUUUGAAUUCACAACAUGGUUAUCUUGAGAAACAAAUUGGUUCCCUGGAGGCUGCAUCACAGCCAAAGAAGGAUGAGCUUGAUCGGCUAGCUGAACUAAAGAAUAUUAUUUCUCUUGAAGAAAAGGAGAUGGAUAAACUUACACAAGGGUCUAAGCAGCUGAAGGAGAAGGCCUCGAAGCUACAGAGUAAUAUAGAAAAUGCUGGUGGUGAAAGACUAAAAGCACAGAAGUUAACAGUCAAUAAUAUUCAGUCUGUUAUUGAUCAAAAGAACACUGAGAUUAACCGCCGCAAAGUCCAAAUUGAGACUGGCCAGAAAACACUAAAGAAGCUGACAAAGGUGAUUGAAGAAUCGAACAAUGAGAAAGAACGACUUGAGAAGGAGAAGGAAAAAUUAUCUGACAAAUUCAAAGACAUAGAACAGAAGGCGUUUAAAGUUAAAGAGAAAUACGAGGAAAUACAGAAGCUGAUUGAUAAACAUAGAGAUGUGUUGGAUAAAGCGAAAUCUGACUAUAACAAGAUGAAAAGGACUGUGGAUGACUUGCGGGCAUCAGAGGUUGAUGCUGACUUUAAAUUACAAGAUAUGAAGAAGCUAGGAAAGGAGCUGGAGUUGAAGGAGAAGGGUUACAAGAAAAGGCUUGCUGACUUGCAAAGUGCCCUUGUAAAGCAUAUGGAACAAAUUCAGAAAGACUUGGUGGACUCUGAAAAGCUUCAAGCAACCCUGGCAGAUGAAGUCCUAAAUAACCCUUGUGACCUUAAAAGGGCCCUUGAAAUGGUAGCACUCCUUGAAGCGCAAUUGAAAGAGAUGAAUCCGAAUCUUGAUUCAAUUGCAGAGUAUCGGAGAAAGGUCUCAUCAUAUAAUGAACGAGUUGAGGACCUUAACAUGGUCACUCAACAGCGUGAUGACAUAAAGAGGCAGUAUGAUGAGUGGAGAAAGAAGAGGUUGGAUGAGUUCAUGGCAGGAUUUAAUGCAAUCUCUUUGAAGUUAAAGGAAAUGUAUCAGAUGAUCACGCUGGGAGGUGAUGCAGAACUAGAGCUAGUGGACUCCCUGGACCCUUUCUCUGAAGGUGUUGUUUUCAGUGUCAGACCGCCAAAGAAGAGUUGGAAGAAUAUUGCAAAUUUAUCUGGUGGUGAAAAGACAUUGAGCUCGUUAGCUCUUGUUUUUGCACUGCAUCAUUACAAGCCUACCCCUCUUUAUGUAAUGGAUGAAAUCGAUGCCGCUCUAGACUUCAAGAAUGUCUCUAUUGUGGGCCAUUACGUGAAGGACCGGACAAAGGAUGCACAGUUCAUAAUCAUAAGCCUCAGGAACAAUAUGUUUGAGUUGGCAGAUCGACUGGUUGGGAUAUACAAAACAGAUAAUUGCACAAAGAGUAUCACCAUCAAUCCAGGAAGUUUUGUGGUCUGCGAAAAUGCUGCUUGA